This is a messenger RNA of Sphaeramia orbicularis (orbiculate cardinalfish), 1191 nucleotides long. It is a transcript of the gene cldn34a, whose product is annotated as claudin 34a. Gene Ontology annotation, molecular function: structural molecule activity. NCBI's taxonomy places the organism in Eukaryota, Metazoa, Chordata, Actinopteri, Kurtiformes, Apogonidae. Bases 214 to 972 code for a protein of 252 amino acids. Gene Ontology annotation, cellular component: membrane; bicellular tight junction. The record is from RefSeq and is a predicted model, not a curated record. The transcript has 2 exons.
ACGAGACUUAUCUUACAGUGAUCCUUCAUGUUGAGCCAUACGUGGACCCCCGAUGUUCCUCCAAUGAAAAAUACAAUGUACUGGAAAUUUUGAAUGUCAAGUAAGAGCAGCAAGUAACAGGGAUUGAAGACACAUCAAGGUGUGAUGGAUGUCAGAGACCUCGACAUGUGAGGGUGGACCACCAUCUGUGCAUUAGUGCCCUCUCUGGACAAGAUGCUCUACUUGGCUCACACAGCGCACAGGCAGUUCCUGGGCCUGAUGUUGGGUGUCCUGGCAUGGAUCCUCAUCGUGGCCACAGCUGGCCUCAAUGAAUGGCGUCUGUGGCACGUGUCUGAUAAAUCCAUCAUCACCUCAGGCGUGGCCUGGGUGGGCAUCUGGAGAACGUGUUUCUACAGCCACGUUCUCUCCAGGAUAGAGAACUGUCAGAGUAUCAGCAUCUCGGACCCCUUCGCGCCGGCAGAGAUCCCUGUGGCUCAGGUGCUGAUGGUGCUGGCGGUUCUCUGUGGCCUAGCUGCCAACAUCAGCGCUACUUUUGCCAUGAGGAUGGUCUACUUCUCCGUGGAGAAUCGCAGACACAUCAGGCUUUUCUUCCUGCUGACAGGGACUCUGUAUGUGUUCACAGCGCUGUGUUCUUUGGUGCCACUGAUAUGGAACAUGAGCUCAGUGCUGAACAACAGAACCAUAGACUUUCCUCCUGAGUUCCACCUCCCUGCUGCUCCCAUCUGGCAGCAGGUUGGCACUGCCAUCGUAGUCGGCAUUUUCGCCUCCAUCCUCAUUUUCAUAAGCGGCCUGUUUUUCCUCAGCUACAGAUACGUCUGGCAGACACUGAGCUCCGAGGCCCCCAGAGACACUAGGGACCCCCUUCACAACCCCUGGACUGGAACAACCCUGACACAGAAAUCAGAACUGCCGAAUGGAAGCAGCCAGGGCAGAGAUAAUCCUGCAUUUCACAUCGAAGAGGAGUCACAUUGACAAAACCAUACCUACAGUUAUGUUUUGUGACUUACUGAGCAUCUGAUUUUUCCUUAUUUUCACUUUUUAUUCAUGGAUGAUGGAAUAAAUCUGGUUCAUUAUCAACACUGCAUAAUACAUACCAAUCCAGGAGACUGUUUGAACUUAUAACAUCAUCAGUAUUCAGAAUAACAGUCAAAAGCUCUUUGUCAUCGAAUCUACAAUAAUAAAAGCUGAUCA